AUUGAUUUAUCCUUGCAGUCAGUUGCUACGUCGAUAAGUAGACAAAAAUAAACAUUGUAUUCUCGCUAAAGAAAGAAUGGGUUCAUCUAUUCAAAAAAGUUUCUUCUAAAACAAUAAUAUUGUCAUCUGUCCAAUUUUAUCAUUGUUGUAAAUAAUUAUAAAUUUUAUUUCUGGUCACUUAAAAAAAUAAACUUGAUACAUAUGUCUGGUUAAACAACACCGCUGAUAACAUCUGUACAAUUUACAUUUUAAUAAUGUCCAAAGCACAAAGUCCUACAGUCUACUGGAAUCAAACAAAUGGUGACAUUUAUUUAAGAAUAGACAUCAAUGAUCCUCAGGGAUCAGAGAUUCAUUUCGAAGAUGACUGCAUGCAUUUUUCAGCUUUCAAACCUGGCGAUGACACUCCUGUCAAUUAUAACUUUACUCUUAAUUUUUACAAACCAACUGACCGUACAGAAAAUGUGUAUGAUCUGAUAGACCAUCAGCUACAGUUAAUUUUAAAAAAGCAGUCUGAUGAAAAAUGGCCACGCUUGACCUGCGAAGACUCGGAUCCUUCCUGGGUGAUUCCGGAUUCAGACAAACUGACCAAGAAAAACUUGUGUAGCAAGGAUAAAAAAGUACCUAAGCCAGUGUUCAAAAAACUGAGCGAGCAGUACGCGGGGUUGAAUGAUAAAAUCCACAGGGAAGAGUUUGAAAAACGAGAUAUCCAUGAAGACUAUCCUGACAUGUAUGAUAAACUCCACAAGGAAGAGCUGGGAUACCGAAAGGAGGAUUAUAAAAAAGUAUAUCUAGCGUUCUACAAUUUAUUUCAAUUCAUUGGAUUCCUCUAUAUUCUGAUCAUCAUGGGAAUAAAAUACUCGAGAGAUGGUCCAGAAUCAAUGGAACAAACGUACAAGAGCGUCGGAAGAUUACUGAAAUUCGCGCAGCUGAUGCAAUUCCUGGAAGUAAUGCAUCCAAUAUUCGGAUACACCAAAGGAAGCGCCUUGAUAGCGUUCAUCCAAGUCGGUGGGCGUGCGUUUAUCCUGUUUGUUAUGAUUGAAUCGGAAGAACGGAUGCAAACAAAGCCCGUUGUGUUUUAUCUGUUUUUCGUCUGGAGUCUUGUCGAAGUUUUCCGAUAUCCUUAUUACAUAGCGCAAUUGUUCAGAGUGAAUAUCCCUCUGCUAACUUGGCUGAGGUACACGGUGUGGAUCCCGCUCUACCCCAUCGGAUUUCUCUGCGAGGGCAUUGUUAUGCUCCGCAAUAUUCCCUACUUUGAAGAAACAAAGAAGUACAGCAUCGAAUUACCCAACUCCUGGAAUUUUUCAUUCUACCUGCCGACCUUCAUGAGGAUUUACUUACUGAUGUUCUUCAUUCCCGCUCUCUACAUGAUGAUGUCUCACAUGAACAGAGCGAGGUAUCAGAAACUAGGCAAGACCAAGGAGCGAAAAGUUGUCGCGCAAAAGUACAACUCUGUGUUCUACGCACUCAAUUUCUGUUUAGUUGUCGGUUUUACUUUGUUUUAUUAUUUCAAAAUGAGUAUUAAUUGAUUUUUUAAUUUACAUCCAAAGAAUUCUUGUUAAAUACAUAAGUAUUGAAUUUUAAUUAUGAUGGUUAAUAAAAUUUGCUAUUUCU
This is a messenger RNA of Cotesia glomerata, 1611 nucleotides long. RefSeq names its product very-long-chain (3R)-3-hydroxyacyl-CoA dehydratase (gene Hacd2). NCBI's taxonomy places the organism in Eukaryota, Metazoa, Arthropoda, Insecta, Hymenoptera, Braconidae. The record is from RefSeq and is a predicted model, not a curated record. Gene Ontology annotation, biological process: very long-chain fatty acid biosynthetic process; fatty acid elongation; sphingolipid biosynthetic process. Gene Ontology annotation, cellular component: endoplasmic reticulum membrane. Gene Ontology annotation, molecular function: 3-hydroxyacyl-CoA dehydratase activity. The transcript has 6 exons. The coding region runs from base 255 to 1526 and encodes 423 amino acids.